This is a messenger RNA of Rubroshorea leprosula, 936 nucleotides long. Lineage: Eukaryota; Viridiplantae; Streptophyta; Magnoliopsida; Malvales; Dipterocarpaceae. The record is from the annotation of a GenBank genome assembly.
UUCAAAUUUGUAUGGGUCUCCUCAAGCCUUUCAAGGUUCUUCUUCUUGAUGAGAUAACAGUUGACCUUGAUGUGUUAGGAAGGGCUGACCUUCUGAAUUUCCUUAGAAAGGAAUGUGAAGAGCGUGGUGCUACCAUUCUCUAUGCAACCCAUAUAUUUGAUGGUCUAGAGCUGUGGCCAUCACAUGUUGUGUAUGUGGCUCACGGAAAGUUGCAGUUAUCAAUGCCAAUGGAAAAGCUUAAGGAGAUCAGCAAUUUAUCACUUAUGAGAACAGUUGAAAGCUGGCUGAGGAAGGAAAGAGAUGAGGAGAGGAAGAGAAGAAAAGAGAGGAAGGCUAGUGGUCUUCCAGAAUUUGAGAAACAGGCUGAGGGAAGCCGUGUUACAGGGGACCCAGCCCGUGCUGCCGUGCGUGCGUUGAACAAUGGUUGGGCUGCAGGAAGGUUGCACUCCACCAUUGCAGGUGAAGAAAACUUUGUCUUCAGCUCAAACAGAGUUUUGAGACAAUAGAUAAACCCAGCACAAACAAAUUCUUUCAGCCGUGUGACGAUAAGCUUGGAGAUUUUCAUAACCCUUUGAAUUCCCAGUGUCAAAGUUUCACAAGAGAAACUUAAAAAGUUUUAUGUUUCUUUAGGAGUUAAACCCCAACUAAGGAGCGCCCGGGGAAGUUCAUUCAAGUAUACGUAAUGAAUACUUAAAUGUUGUAUUAUUAUUUCGAUUCUUUCCAAGCCUCAUCUGCUCAUCCUUUUAAUGUGAGCUUAUACUGUCAAAUGUCUCUCGUUAAUACUAUCCGGAUUCAUUCCCAAUAAAGAUGACAAUUAUAUAUAUUAAUGGGGGAAUAUCAUAUGAUCAAGAGGUGAGGGCUACAUGUUUGUUGCCUCUGCAGCCACUUCAGCUCUUACAAUACAAGUUUACCAUAGCUGGAUUCACCAUUAAUUAC